AUGUUCCCCUCAAGGAAAGAGAGCCUACCAUCCCCGAGCCUGGAGGACUCUUUCUUUCCCUUCUCCUCGUCUUCCUCCUCCACGCGGAUGAUGAUGGCCCCAGGCCUGGACGUAGAUGACCUCGCGCGCUCUCCCCAAGACGUCAGCAGCCCGACUCUGCUGGAGAAAGACCUGAUCCUGGCCGCUGAGGUGGGGCGAGCGCUGGUGGAGAAAUGCACGGAGCUGGGAGCUCAGCUGGAGCAGAGGGAAAGAGAGAUGGAGGUUCUUCAGCAGGAGAAGCAUAUGCUGCAGCAGCGGUUGGAGAUGCAACACUUGGAGGCCUCCCAGCGAGAAGAGGAGCUGCAGGCAGACAUUAGCGCUCUUCAGGAGCAACUGCAACACAAGCUCAGCCUGGGCCGCGAUCGCCGCCGUGAGGAGAGCGAGCAACUCACUCAGCUGUCCAAUCACAACCAGAAACUGGUGGAGCAGUUGGCAGAGGCAGUGUCUCUGGAGCACACCCUGCGUUCAGAGAUUCGUGCUCUGAGAGAUGAAAUGGAUGACACCUCUUUCAGUCGGUCUAUAAGCUCCGCUCGAAUGGACAGCCUGCAAGCAGAGAACAAAGUCCUUCAAGAACGCUACGCUAAUCUAGACAGUCGCCUGCAGUCUACGCUUGAAGAUAACGACAGAUUACGUGCCGAGAAGGACGGCCUCAGGCAGAGAGUGGCAGAGCUUCAGAGCAGUCUGAAAGAGAAGGAGUCAGAGCUCGAGCAAGAGCACAGCGUCGUGUUCCAGCUGCGUACGGUGAACAGGACUUUGGAGCAGCGCAUCCAGGCCCUGGGAGAGGAGGUCACACUCGGAGAGUCCGUUUGCUUCCCUCUGUCCCUGCAAAGUGAGAUCCAGCAGUCUCAGGCCACAGAAGCAAUCUUAACCCAUUCAGCCAUCCUACAAGCAAGAGACAAGGAAAUUGAAAGUCUGAAGGAGGAGCUUCAAUCCAAAGACACAGAGCUACGAUCGUUAAGAGAAGAGUUUGAGCCGUUCCGAUCCAGUCCCGGCAAACCAAGUUACAGAUCUCUGGAAGAGGAGAUUAUUUUAGCUCGACAGGAACGCGACUCACUAAAUCAACAGCUUAUGAACACAAUUAAACACAAAGUGGCAUUAUCUCAAGAGGUGGAUGCUUGGCAGGAGGAUAUGAGACUGGUGAUUUGUCAACAAGUCCAGUUACAAGAGCAAGAAAGACAGAGAGAAAAACAAAAAACGUCGACCCUGCAAAGAGGUACCCGCACCAGCAAAUCUCUUCGUUUGCGAGGGGAGGAUGGAAAGAAAAGUUUCUUCUCCUCUCUGUUUGGUGGAGACUAA
Chanos chanos (milkfish) is the source of this 1335-nucleotide messenger RNA. It is a transcript of the gene bicdl2, whose product is annotated as BICD family like cargo adaptor 2. The record is from RefSeq and is a predicted model, not a curated record. The coding region runs from base 1 to 1335 and encodes 444 amino acids. Gene Ontology annotation, biological process: vesicle transport along microtubule; Golgi to secretory granule transport. The transcript is spliced from 9 exons. NCBI's taxonomy places the organism in Eukaryota, Metazoa, Chordata, Actinopteri, Gonorynchiformes, Chanidae.